Pongo pygmaeus (Bornean orangutan) is the source of this 5845-nucleotide messenger RNA. It is a transcript of the gene ACOXL, whose product is annotated as acyl-CoA oxidase like. The transcript is spliced from 24 exons. Gene Ontology annotation, cellular component: peroxisome. NCBI's taxonomy places the organism in Eukaryota, Metazoa, Chordata, Mammalia, Primates, Hominidae. The record is from RefSeq and is a predicted model, not a curated record. Gene Ontology annotation, molecular function: fatty acid binding; acyl-CoA oxidase activity; FAD binding. Bases 3129 to 5195 code for a protein of 688 amino acids. Gene Ontology annotation, biological process: fatty acid beta-oxidation using acyl-CoA oxidase; lipid homeostasis.
UAUUCCUAGUAAGCUAUGCAGUGAAAGUAAUGUAUUUUAAGUGAAUUGAAAUAACUUUUCUCUUGUAGUUAUGCCAGCAACCUGAAACAGAGUUGAAUAAAUUUGUUUCAGUUUGUUUUUCAUCUUUAGUGACUGUAUUUUUUUUUUGUUAGAUUUAAAAUUUUAAGGUUAUGUAAAACAUUUACCAAACUCCAAAGUCAAAAAUUUAAAAACAAGGUCAAUUCAGGGAAGGGUACCUUCCAUCCCUAUCCCCUCCAAAGUUCUAUCGGUAACAAUUUUAAUUAGCUUCUGGUUUAUCUGGUCUAUUUUUGAAAAUAUAGGUAAAUGUACACACACACACAACUACAUAAUACAUAUAUUCCUCCUCUCUCUCACACGAAAGGUAGCACAUUUUAUACACUGUUCUUCACUUGCUUAUUAAACAACAGUACCUCCCAGAGAUGCCUGCAUGUCACCAUACAGAGAGAAACCUCAGAGUGACACAGGUGGGUCCACGGACUCACACUGAGCAGCUUGAUUCUGGACUAGGAAUGUGUGUCUCGGAGGAGGGCAUGGGAAACAGAGCUGGCCUCAAAACCUGCUGGUCUUGCUCAGGGAAAGGCACCAUCAUAGUUUACAGCCUGAUUGUUUCCAAGAAUGGGGUGCAUGGGAGUCAGCGUGGGAGCCCCUGAUGCCAGCCUGUCUGCGUGGGGAUUCAGGGGGUGUGAGUGUGUGUCCCCAGCAUGGGCCACUUGUGCCUGGUGGGGCCAGUGGAGGCUGAAGUGAGCCUGUUGGAGCCUACUUACUGGAAGACUUUAUCCUGGGGGAGAAAAUGUGGCAGUUACAUUAGGGGUGACUCUGGAACAAAACUGUGGCUGUGUGGAGGGGAGGGCAUUCCUGAGGACCACAUGGUGGCUGUUUCAGAAUUUGUUCCUUCCCCAGGCACAUGUCUGGCACUUGGGGUCAGAAAAGGCGGUAAGUAAAAGCUGCUAGAAUUUUCCCAUUGCAACCUCUGCUCUAGGACCCUGUUCCUAAAGUGACAACAUAAAAGGAAGCCAUAUUUCCUGGAUCCUGUCCCCACAUGCCAGCCUUUCAUCCCACCCAGGGGGCUCCUUGUGGAUCAGACAAUGCCCCGUGGGGAGGCAGUGGAACUGCUGCAGCCAUGCCCUGCAGUGUCCUCACCUGAAAAGAAGGGACUGACUCGACAAGCUCCAGGGUGCCCCCGGCUCUGAUGUUUUACGGUUCCAUGAUUUCUACAAAGCACACUGAAGUGCCCCUGAGAACAGACUGUGCCUUUCCACAGGACCCCGAACCAUGGAUUGUAACGUUCAUGCCCCAGGCCUCCAUAAAAACAGCGUCCAUAAUGUUUGCCAAGGCCCCCAGAGACCAGUGAUGCUUCAGAUGGGAGUUGCUCAGAUGGACAAGGCCCGGGAGUAAGAUGGCUUGCUGGGAAUCCACAAAACCUAUUUGUUACAGGUUUCAGUUUAUAGGUCUCUGGAUCAAGAGGAGCCACAUCCUGACUCGAUGCAAGGACCACUCUGUAUCCCCCAGGGGACUCAGACUUGAUGUUGUGGAGGGUGGUGCUUGGAGCUGCAGCAUCCAUCUUACAUCUGGUAGAAGACAAGUUAAAAAAAAAAGGUAAAGAUUACAUAUAGAGAAAGGAUGGUGGAUGGUGGAGCAGAAAGAUGCAAAGGACCUGGGUCCCCAGGGUAGAGCCAUCAAAUUCACCCUUGGGGCUUUCCUACCACCAGGCUUCCUGUGAUGUGGGAAAACAAAGCCCCUUUUAUCAUGGAUGAUUGGGUAUUAUUACUUGCAGCUGCACAGGUGUGGUAGACAGAGGAAUGGCUCGCCAAAGGUGCUCAUGUUUUAAUCCCUAGUACCUGAGAAUGUGUUUCUUAUAUGGCAAAAUGGACAUUGCUGGUGUGAUUAAAGUAUGGAUCUUGUGAUGGGAAGAUUAUUCCCAUUGACCAUGGAUUAUUCCCAUGGGUCCCAUGUAAACAAGUCCUUUUAAAGGGAGGCAAGAAGGUCAAAGUCAAUAGAAGAUGGAACGACGAAAGCAGAGCUUGAAGUGAUGCAUUUUGAAGACAGAGGAAGGGGCCAGGAGCUAAGAAAUGCAGGCAGCCUCUAGGAGCUAGAAAAGACAAGGAAAUGCAUUUUUCCCUGGAGCUGUGAGAAGGAACCCAGCUCUGCCAACACCUUGAUUUUAACCCCAUAAGUCCUAUUUUGGACUACUGACUUCCAGAAACGUUAAGAGAAUAAAUUGCUGCUAUCUUAAGCCACUUACUUUGUGGGAAUUUGUUACUGGAAACGAAUACAGAUGGCAUCCACUAACCUCAUGACAGCAGACCACACCAUCAUCUCCCCAGCAAAGUAGCCUCUGGAAGGGAACGGCUAACAUUUCCUUGAGUAUUUAAAAGGAGAAUCAACAAGGUAUAUGAGAAUUACGGAGCAGAAAGGAAGGAAUAUUUUCCACUUAGGUUAUAACUCAUUUCCCACCAGCCACAACAACAAAAAAAGGAGGGUCCUGGGAAAUGAGUAUCGUGUUCGGGUUGAUCACCUGGUCAUGAAUGCAGCUCCCAGCUACCCUGGACUGCAAUGCUGUAGACCUGGGACGCCUUUAGAUUACAGUGAUAUUAGAGUUCACAGUAAUGCCCAGUUCGGGGAAGAGGUGAGAUACAGCUGAGGAGGGGCCAGAGCUGGAGCCAAGCUAUCUUGGGUCGUGGGGGUCAGGCAAAGUGGCUGGGCCGGGGAUUUGCUGAGUGGGUCAACCGGCUCAGUCCUGAGCAGCCAGGCCUCUGGUGCCCAGGUCCACGUGACUGGCACCCUUUCUAGGAUCUAACACUUGUUUCUUACGGCUCACAAAUCUUGAGGGACAACUGAUAACUGGAGGAUAGAGUUUUCCGUUCCUCGGAAGGGCAAGGGGAGGCCACCGUAGGAGCGCCCACUUACGCUGGACCUCACGCCCAGGAAGCCAGGGCAGGGCGGGGCCAGGGAGGGAGGGGAGAAGAAGGUCAGGAGGGAGGAGACGGGCCCGGUCGGGUGGACAGAAAGAGGGCGUGCGCUUCGGGCCUCACCUGCAGGGAGCUGGAGGAGGCGCGAAGCGAAGCCGGCCCUGCCAGUCACGCGGAAAAGCAGAGGCGGUGAGCGCGAUGGAGCCGGCGCCGGAUCUGGGGUUCGGGGACUCCUCCCUGCACCGCUACCUGGACGGCGACUUCUGGAGCCUCAACAACGAGGUGCGCAGGCUCCUCGGCGGCUGCCUGCUCUUCCGGCAAAGGUAUGAUUUAAGCUUGGAUGAAAUGAGAGAUUUGACAGUUCAGAGAGUGAAGUUUGCCAUGGGUCUACCUCUAUUAAAACGUGCAGUUCAGGAUCUGGCAGAGAAAACAAAGAAUUUUGUCAGCCGAAGCCUUGUCAUAGGAGAAGUCCUCUCCAUGGCGGACAUGGCCACAGGAGUGAAGUGUGGAAUAAUUUAUUGGCUAUUUGGUGGUGCUAUCAGGAAUCUUGGAAGCCCUGAACAUGUUACUAAGUGGUUUCAGCCACUCCAGGAGCAGAAAUACACUGGGAUGUUUGCAAUGACCGAGAGGGGCCGUGGGAGCAACAUGAGAGGGAUCCAGACCGAAGCCACCUUUGACCUCUCUGCCCAGGAGUUUGUAAUUGACACACCAUGUGAAAAUGCGGAGAAGAUGUAUAUUGGAAACGCCAUGUACAGGAAUUACGCAGCUGUCUUGGCCCAGCUCAUCAUAGAUGGAAGAUCUCAAGGGCCCCAUUGUUUCAUCGUUCCUGUCCGGGAUGAAAACGGAAGCUUGUACCCAGGAGUGACAGCUAUUGAUAUGAUGUACAAGGAGGGUCUGCAUGGUGUGGACAAUGGGAUUUUAAUAUGUGACAAGGUUCGGAUACCCAGGGAGAACCUGCUGGAUAAGUUUGGUUCCGUGGCUCCAGAUGGACAGUACCAUUCGCCUAUUAGGAACAAGAGUGCAAGAUUCAAUGCCAUGCUGGCAGCACUGACCCCUUCGAGAUUAGCUGUGGCUUUCCAAGCUAUGGGUGCCAUGAAGCUUGGGUUGACGAUAGCGAUUCGCCAUAGCCACAGCCGGAGGCAGUUUGGGCCCAAAACCAAGGAAGAGGUGAAGAUCAUUGAGCACCAAAAGCAGACCCUGCGGCUGAUGCCCCACCUGGCCACAGCCUUGACCCUGACCUUCGUCAGCAGGUAUGCUGGGGCCCUCCUGGAUGAGGAUGUCUUCCAGGGAAAGGAGCUGGUCAACAGUCGCUUGCUGCAGGCUCUGGUGGCGGGGCUGAAGGCCUACAGCACCUGGGAGAACAUCUGCUGCCUGCAGGACUGCCGCGAGUGCACUGGAGGCAUGGGUUACAUGAUGGAAAAUCGAAUCUCAGGCUUAAAGUGUGACACAGAUGUGUUUGCCACUUUUGAAGGUGACAAUGUUGUUAUGCUUCAGGUGACCCCUGAAAUGCCCUUCAGGAACCUAGGCUUGCCAGAUGUAGGAAAAAGAAAUAUAGGAUCCCCAGCUACAUUUGUAUUUCAGGUUGUGGGGCUGGAACUGCUGGCCCAAUACACCAAACAGUAUGAAGAAAAACCACUCUUUGGCCUGCUCCAAAACUGGGCUGAACCUGUGGGGGACAAGCUGAGAACCAGUUUCCUGGCAUUUAACAUGGACACAGUUGAUAAUCUCGCCUUUCUGUUGAAAGCAGUGAAAUUUCGUGAAAGGGUUCUUCAGCGGGGUUUGGUGGCCAGAAUUUAUUAUAAGGUAAAGACCGAGAAGGAGGAUUUUUUCCAUGCCUGGAACUCGUGUCUGCACCACGUGGCUUCUCUGUCCCUGGCACACACUCACCGAGUUACCUUAGAGCAGUUCUCCCUGGCAGUGAAGAGCUGUCCUGACCAAGAGGACCAGACUUUGUUAAUGAAGUUUUGUCUGUUGUAUGGAACCAAGCUGGUGUUUCAGGAGCGGGCCUGGUAUUUAGAACAUAAAUGCUUGACUCCCAUGGCCAGCACGAGGAUCAGGAAUCAGUUGCUGGAUUUGUGCGACUCGGUGAAGGAUGAUGCCCUGAGGGUGAUUUCGACCUUUAACAUUCCACACAUCUACCUCCACGCACCAAUCGCCGGAAUCUCCAACCCGCGGGCCGCGUGGGCUUUCUACCCUGCACCGCUGCAGCCGCUGCCACGGGAAGAGGCGCGCUUCCAGCGGCCCAAGCUGGGAGCCAAGCUCUAACGGGUGUGGCGGGAAGUGUGGUGGCCCGCCAGCAGCUGCCAAGACGCUCGCUCCACUGACGCCCGGAGCUGUGGCCGAGGCCGGGGGCUGGCACCCGCUGGGCCGCCGCUCUCGGGGAUUUUGGUGGCAAAGCGGAGGUCCCGCCGAGGCUGGCGAGGUGCGCGGGUGGCUGCUAGGAAAGAGAUCCAGACGGUCGUCUGGUGCGCUGGAUCCCUGUGCCCUUUCCCUGAAACCCAGCCUGGCCUGACUGCAACCUCUCCCAAAUUCAGUGCCCGAUCCCCUAGACAAUCAGGGUGGGCUCCCCGCUGCGAGCGCGCCCCACAGCCGGGUGCCGCCAAAGGUCUCCUGCUGUUAGCGGUGACUCACAUUCCCAGUGAUUUAGAAAAACUGUGGUGCCGAGUGAAAGAAAAGAAAAAAAAAGCAAACAACCUUAGAUAAAAAAAAAAAAGCUCCACUCUUUCCGCGAGCGGGAAAAAAGGUUUGGUUCAGCAAGUGAUGCUUUUUCAGUGAAUCAGACGCUCUGGGGCUCUGCAAGGAAACGCACGGACUGGGAGAAGGAAGUGGGAGCCUAGAGUUUUGCUCUCGGCAAAACAAGAACUCGGCUUGUCCUCCCAGGCCGGCGGUUUCCGUACUGCAAGACAAGGCGCGGA